This is a messenger RNA of Zalophus californianus (California sea lion), 1380 nucleotides long. RefSeq names its product AN1-type zinc finger protein 6-like. The record is from RefSeq and is a predicted model, not a curated record. The transcript is spliced from 2 exons. Bases 125 to 655 code for a protein of 176 amino acids. Gene Ontology annotation, biological process: protein targeting to peroxisome. NCBI's taxonomy places the organism in Eukaryota, Metazoa, Chordata, Mammalia, Carnivora, Otariidae. Gene Ontology annotation, molecular function: polyubiquitin modification-dependent protein binding; zinc ion binding; DNA binding.
GCGGCUGGGCCGGAGCGAGCAGGGGUUCGGCGGCCUCACCUGUCCCCACUCUCUGGCGGCAACCGGCGGCGGCGGUCAGCGCGGCGGGCAGGGAGGGCCGCCGCCAGGUGUGCAACAGAGGAACAUGGCUCAAGAAACUAAUCACAACCAAGUGCCUAUGCUUUGUUCCACUGGCUGCGGAUUUUAUGGAAACCCUCGUACAAAUGGCAUGUGUUCAGUGUGCUAUAAAGAACAUCUUCAAAGACAGAAUAGUAGUAAUGGUAGAAUAAGUCCACCUGCUUCUGUCAGUAGUCUGUCUGAAUCUUUACCCAUCCAGUGCACAGACGACAGUGUCCUGGAUGCUCAGUCACCGCUAGACUCCACAUCUGCAUCUGUGUGGCCAAGCCCUGUAUCAAAUCAGUCACUUUUAUCAGAAUCUGUAGCAUCUUCCCAAGUGGACAGUACAUCUGUGGACAAAGCAGUACCAGAAACAGAAGACCUGCAAGCUUCAAAAGUGGGACUUACUGGGUUUGAAUGCCGGUGUGGAAAUGUUUACUGUGGUGUACACCAUUACUCAGAUGUACACAAUUGCUCUUACAAUUACAAAGCUGAUGCUGCUGAGAAAAUCAGAAAAGAAAAUCCAGUAGUUGUUGGUGAAAAGAUCCAGAAGAUUUGAGCUCCUGCUGGAAUACAAAAUCCUUUGACCAUCUGCAAACUAAAAAUUGACUUGAGGUUUUUUUUCCUAGUCAUUGGGAAUGUAGAGCAAUGUAUCUUGCAUAGACCUUUUAAUCAUGCAUGUCAUCAGAAGAAUAGAUUUUCGUUUUUGUUUUGAAAAUGACUCUGAACAUUUAUUUCCAUUGCAGUUUCUGUGGCUGAAAAGACUUAAGUAAACUUUACAAGUAUUAUCCUUUUAAGAUCAUUUUAAUUUUAGUUGAGUGCAGAGGGCUUUUAUAACAAAUGUGGAGAAAUUUUGGAGGGCUGUGAUUUUUCCAGUAUUAAACAUGCAUGCAUUGAUCUUGCAGUUUAUUUUCUCAUUGUGUGUGUACAUAGCUUUUCUCUGCAGCACAAUCUCUGUCGAUGGCGCCCCUCAGGGCACAACUAGUUACCAGUCACUGAAUGUAUCUUCAUCCUUACGGCUGCUUCUGGGUUUUCAUUAACAAAGGUUCUACAUAUGUUAGCAUAUAGUUUCUUUGCACCCACUAUUUAUGUCUGAAUCAUUUGUCACAAGAGAGUGUGUGCUGAUGAGAUUCUAAGUUUGUGUGUUUUUAAAUUUUUUUUGAGCGAGGGAAGGAAAAGCUGUAAGCAUUUCAUUGCCGACUGCAGGUUUCUUUCAGAUUACAUUCAUUGGUCUGUGUGUAUACAAUAUGAAGAAUGAUCUGAAGUAAUUGUGCUGUAUUUAUG